Messenger RNA from Mesorhabditis spiculigera, 741 nucleotides. The record is from the annotation of a GenBank genome assembly. Lineage: Eukaryota; Metazoa; Nematoda; Chromadorea; Rhabditida; Rhabditidae.
AUGGGAGGCCAUCUGACGUCCAUCCGUGAUGCUGCCGAGAAUCAAUUUGUCUUCGAACUUGCCGUCAAGUCACGGCGCGAAAGCGGAGCAAUGGAUGAUCCAAACCGACCAGCACCUACGCUGCUCCUGGGCGGUAAUCAGGGAAGCACUUGUGAUAGUGGGUGGGUUCAGGGGCCCGGGACCAAUAAAUGUUACCAGUUCCUGGAGGACAUGCUGACUUUCACUCAAGCCGACAAACAAUGCAAACAGAUUGGAGCCCGAAUAUUGACCAUCCAUUCCUCGGCUGAGAAUCGGUUUGCUCAUGACUUCACAACACGCACUGGCCGUGCAUUUGCGUGGUUGGACGCUUCCAGGACCACUAACGGAAAGUAUGACUUUGUCUGGAACGACAAUUCACCAAUGGACUACACGAAUUGGGACAACUUUUUGAUGGAUUUUGCGCGUGUUGAAGAGUAUUGCCUGCAGCUACGGCUUGACGGCCAGUGGAAUGAUUAUCCGUGUUGGACACCCGAGCGAACGCUUUGUCAGAAGGAGUUUGGCAUGGCCUGGGCCGACGGAUCUCCGAUGGUUUAUAAAAACUUCACCGAUGAUGCCUCUAGAGUCGCGACGACCGGCCGGGGUUGCCUUGGGAUGCAACUCGGCCCGGUCAACGGCAUCGGUUCCAACUUUGCCGGGAGGUGGAACGAGAACUCGUGUAACAAUGCUUUUGAUGGGGCGAUCUGCCGGAAGACUACCAAGCUU